UCCAGCUCUGGAGCUCAGGUCAAACUCCUGCCCAGAGUACUUGGGUGCCGUGGUGGCGGGACACUCCGGCUAUUGCCCGGCCUGGCCUGUCUCCGUGUGGCUGUGCCAAGCAGGCUGGGCAGCUGCUAUUGUCCUCAGAGAAGUUACUGGCAGCGCUCAGGGAAGGAAGGCUCCAGAGAGGCGGAGCGGCGUCUCAGCCACUGAGCAACAUGUCGGACACGCUGGCCAACGCCGUGUGCCAGCGCUGCCAGGCCCGCUUUGCCCCUGCAGAGCGCAUCGUCAACAGCAACGGGGAGCUCUACCAUGAGCAUUGCUUCGUGUGCGCUCAGUGCUUCCGGCCAUUCCCCGAGGGGCUCUUCUAUGAGUUCGAGGGUCGGAAGUAUUGCGAGCACGACUUCCAAAUGCUGUUUGCUCCAUGCUGUGGAUUCUGUGGUGAGUUCGUGAUCGGACGUGUGAUCAAGGCGAUGAACACCAACUGGCACCCGGGCUGCUUUCGCUGUGAGCUGUGUGAUGUAGAGCUGGCUGACCUGGGCUUUGUGAAGAACGCGGGCAGGCACCUGUGCCGGCCUUGCCACAGCCGCGAGAAGGCCAAGUGCUUGGGCAAGUUCAUAUGCCAGCGCUGUCACCUCGCCAUUGAUGAGCAACCCCUCAUGUUCAAGAACGAUGCCUACCACCCGGACCACUUCAGCUGCUCCCACUGUGGGAAGGAGCUGACCUCUGAGGCCCGCGAGCUGAAGGGCGAGCUCUAUUGCCUGCCUUGCCACGACAAGAUGGGCGUCCCCAUCUGCGGGGCCUGCCGCCGGCCCAUUGAGGGACGUGUGGUUAAUGCGCUGGGCAAGCAGUGGCAUGUGGAGCAUUUUGUCUGCGCCAAGUGUGAGAAGCCCUUCCUGGGGCACCGGCACUAUGAGAAGAAGGGCCUAGCCUACUGCGAGACCCACUAUAACCAGCUCUUUGGGGAUGUUUGCUACAACUGCAGCCAUGUGAUCGAGGGUGAUGUGGUGUCCGCCCUCAAUAAGGCCUGGUGUGUGAACUGCUUCUCCUGUUCCACAUGCAACAGCAAGCUCACCCUGAAGAACAAGUUCGUGGAGUUUGACAUGAAGCCUGUGUGUAAGAAGUGUUACGAGAAGUUCCCUCUGGAGCUGAAGAAGCGGCUGAAGGAGCUGUCCGACCUGGCCUCCCGCAAGGCCCAGCCCAGGUCCCGGAUGUCCACUCUGCCUGAAGGCCCCGCCUCCUCGGCCUCCCGCAAGGCCAGGUCCACGGAGGUCCACUCUGCCUGAAGGCCGCGCCUCCUCGCCUCGGCUCUCUCCCCCUGCCCGGCUCCCUCCCCGGUCGUGCAUUCUGCUCCCUGCCCCUCGCUUGCCACCCACUUGGACCAGAUUCCCAGCCUGACCCCUGUCCUUCUAUGCUGCCGGGGGUCUCAGCCGAGUGGCCCCACUGUGUACUAGGGACUCCUGUGGCCCUGCACCAAUGACAGUUGUUUAGUCCUAGAGCACCCGUCAGUCACUCCGUCCACACUGAGCAAGCUGCCCCCAUAACGAAGCAGCUGGAAGGACAAGGACCCACUGCCCCCACCACUUAGGACACUUGCAGACAUCCUGCCUUGGCCCCCAUCAUGGCUGGGGCUUAUUUUUGCAUACGCUGUGUCUCAUGCCCAUUUCUUGAGGUAACUCCUCCCUUCCCGCCGCGCCAGGUCAGACUUGGCAGUGAGCUCAAACUCGCACAAUGAAGGCUAUUUCACACACA
Molecule: messenger RNA, 1743 nt
Organism: Jaculus jaculus (lesser Egyptian jerboa)
Lineage: Eukaryota; Metazoa; Chordata; Mammalia; Rodentia; Dipodidae
Gene: Lims2
Product: LIM zinc finger domain containing 2
Exons: 10
Coding region: 210-1277 (355 amino acids)
Biological process (GO): cell-cell junction organization; positive regulation of integrin-mediated signaling pathway; cell-cell adhesion
Cellular component (GO): cytoplasm; focal adhesion; cell-cell junction
Source: RefSeq, a predicted model, not a curated record